UCCGCCCCAGCUCUGCCCUACUUUUACCAUGGUGAUGAUGCUGCAGCGGAGUGAGGAGGAGCAGGAGUAUCCCACAAUGCCCUUGUCGGGGCCGGAGAUGGAUGCUGCCUGCUGCAGCUCGUGAGCUUCUGUUGAGCUGACGCUUGUUGUUCCUGCCGCAGCUCGUGCUGCCAUUUCCAGACGGUCAUCUCCGACUAGCCGUUCGCGAUCACUGUCUCGUGCUUGACGGUGCGGCGAACACAGAUCCCCGCCGCUUUGGGUUCCUUCAACAAACGCGACCAUAAAAAGGACGGACACUGUCAUCCAGCGAUACCCACCGUAGACCGUCUCUGUCUCCCGGAGUAGCCGGGGAGAGGGGGUCCAGCGCCAGCCGCAGCAUGAGCAUGGACCCCCUGGCCAAGCCCUGCCCGUCCCAGGCGGAGCACACCCCCGGGACCUUCAGCGGCCGGCUGACGGCGCUGGAAGCUGCCGGGGAGGACAGCGAGUCCGGCUGCGGCGAAGAGGAGGCCAUGGGGGGCAGCGAUACGUUCACUAGCCUCGUCGAGAUGGAGGUGGAGACGCUGGAGGAGAAAUUAAAGGGUCUGGCUUUUAGGAAACAGACUUCGUAUAGGAAAGCCAUCUCGCGGUCGGGUCUCCAGCACUUGGGCCCGGUCCACAAACCCAUGCCCCUCAUCACUAACGGACCAUCCAAGGAGAUACGCACGUCCGUUGACUGGACAGAGACUGCUGGGAACGGAGACCACCUGUGGCUGGAGACCAGUUGUUCUGGAGAGCUGUGCUACCUUGGAGAAGACACCUGUGUACUGAAGACUGCAAAGUCUGCCCCCAGGAGGAAGUGCGGAGCGUGUAAGAUCGUAGUCCACACCGCCUGCAUCGAGCAGCUCGACAAGAUUAACUUCCGCUGUAAGCCAACGUUUAGAGAAGGAGGCUCUCGCUGCCUCAGAGAUAAUAUGUUGAGGCAUCACUGGGUGCACCGGCGCCGCCAAGAGGGGAAAUGCAGACAGUGUGGGAAGAGCUUCCAGCAGAAGUUCUUCCACAGUAAAGAGAUUGUGGCCAUCAGCUGCUCCUGGUGCAAACAAGCUUUCCAUAACAAGGUGACGUGUUUCCAGCUACAUCAGAUUGAGGAGCCCUGUUCUCUGGGGGCUCAUGCCGGGGUCAUCGUCCCCCCCUCCUGGAUCAUCAAAGUCAGGAAGCCACAGAGCUCAUUCAAAAACUCUACAAGGAGGAAAAAACGCACAUCAUUCAAAAGAAGGACCAGUAAGAGAGGAACUGACGAGUCAAAGUGGCGCCCGUUCAUGCUGAAGCCCCUUCCCUCCCCUCUGAUGAAACCUGUUCUAGUCUUUGUCAACCCCAAGAGUGGAGGCAACCAGGGUACUAAGGUGUUACAGAUGUUUAUGUGGAUCCUGAACCCUCGCCAGGUGUUUGAUCUCUCCCAGGGAGGGCUCAGAGAGGCGUUGGAGUUGUACAGGAAAGUGCCAAACCUGCGUAUCCUGGCCUGUGGAGGAGACGGGACGGUGGGGUGGAUCCUGUCUGCUCUGGAUGAGUUAGGAAUGACCCCCCAUCCGCCUGUAGCUGUACUUCCUCUGGGGACAGGAAAUGACCUCGCCAGGACUCUCAACUGGGGAGGGGGUUAUACAGAUGAGCCGGUGUCCAAGGUACUGUGUCAGGUGGAAGAUGGCUCUGUGGUGCAGCUAGACAGAUGGAACCUUCAGGUGGAGAGAAGCCUCGCCCAGCCGGAGGAGGGCACACAGAAGCUCCCACUGAACGUGUUCAACAACUACUUCAGCCUGGGCUUCGACGCCAACGUCACACUGGAGUUCCACGAAUCCAGAGAAGCCAACCCUGAGAAGUUCAACAGUCGCUUUCGCAACAAGAUGUUCUAUGCAGGGGCUGCGUUCUCCGACUUCCUCCAGAGGAGCUCCAGGGAUCUGUCUAAACACGUCAGAGUGGUGUGUGACGGGACGGAUCUCACUGCUAAGAUCCAGGAGCAGAAGUUCCAGUGCAUCGUCUUCUUAAACAUCCCCAGGUACUGUGCGGGCACCAUGCCAUGGGGGAACACAGGAGACCAUCGGGAUUUUGAGCCUCAGCGCCAUGACGACGGCUGUAUUGAAGUCAUCGGCUUCACCAUGUCCUCCCUUGCGGCACUGCAGGUAGGAGGUCAUGGUGAGAGGCUGCACCAGUGUAGAGAGGUGACUCUGACCACCUUUAAGACCAUCGCUGUACAGGUGGAUGGAGAGCCGUGUCGCUUGGCCCCCUCAACCCUCCGGAUCUCCCUACGCAACCAGGCCAACAUGGUACAGAAGAGCAAGAGACGCACCUCAGUACCCCUGCUCAAUGAUAUUCAGAAAGUGUGUGCAGCAGACCUGCGCCGCCUUUCUGCUCCCCCUGACUCCUUCUCUGUCCCCCAUGCUGUCCCCGAGCGCCUCCGCCUCAGAGUCAACCGGAUCAGUCUCCAGGACCACGACAGGCUACAGUUCGACAAGGAACGACUCCGAGACAUCUCGAUCGCUGUGGGGAUUGUGGUGGUGAGAGGGGACUGUGACCUGGAGACCUGCAGACUCUACAUAGACAGGCUACAGGAGGAUCUUCAUCAGGCUCCAUCUGCUGGCCACCGAGUGCAUUACCAGGAUGAGUGUCGAGGUCUACCGCGACCUGGCUCCGCCCACAGGCUGUCCCCCAACUGGAGCUUCCUGGACUCUACGUCCGCAGACCGUUUCUACCGCAUAGACAAGGCCCAGGAGCACCUGCACUAUGUGACAGAAAUCUGCCAAGAAGAGGUGUUUAUCCUGGAUCACGAUGGACUAGCGGGGGGACCGGCCACAGGCAUGCCUGACCUGGUGGUGGAGCCCAACUCUGGGAGCCCUCUGACGUCUGAGGAACAAGCACUGCUGACGGCUGCCUCCUCUGGGGACCUGACUACGGUUAGAUACCUCGACCGUCUCCCUAGCAAACAUCUGACUGUCUUACUAGAAAUAGCUCAAAAGCCAUUUCCGGACAUAAUAUGCACUACUGAAGUCGAUACAGACGUUUCUCUCAUAGCUGUGUUCUUCCUGUCUCUCUUUCAGUUGUCGGGCAGCUUCUUUCGCGGGACCAGCCUCCUGGUGAGGGAUUCUACUGGUUGUAGUGCACUACACCUGGCCUCUCAGCACGGACACACUGAAGUGGUCCGCUUCAUACUGGAGCACGGGUCAAAGGUGCUCCUGGAUUUAACCAACAGAGAAACAGGAGAUACUGCCUUGCACAAAGCGGCCUCUCAGAAGCAUCACGCUGUGUGUCGUCUUCUCAUGGACUCCGGAGCUUCCCUCAUCAAGACCAACUUCAAGGGCAAGACCCCAGUAGAGCAAGCUCGUGAUGCGGGGGACCAAGAGCUGGCCUCCUACCUGACCAGCAAACAGCUCCCUACCACUGUCUCCCACGAAGAUCUAGAGACUGCUGUAUGAGAGAGAGAGAGAGAGAGAGAGAGAGAGAGAGAGAGAGAGAGAGAGAGAGAGAGAGAGAGAGAGAGAGAGAGAGAGAGAGAGAGAGAGAGAGAGAGAGAGAGAGAGAGAGAGAGAGAGAGAGAGAGAGAGAGAGAGAGAGAGAGAGAGAGAGAGAGAGAGAGAGAGAGAGAGAGAGAGAGAGAGAGAGAGAGAGAGAGAGAGAGAGAGAGAGAGAGAGAGAGAGAGAGAGAGAGAGAGAGAGAGAGAGAGAGAGAGGUAAGCAAGCCCCCUUCACCUCCAUAGAGAGAGGUAAGCCCCCUUCACCUCCAUAGAUUGACUGAGGGAUCCUGCACAGGAAAAUGUUUCAUCAAAAUUAUUGCAUUUAUUUAUUGAUUGAUUGUAAACGUAUGGGAGUGUUGGGGUAUGGAGUUGCCUGUUGUUCACUGAAUGCCACGGUCUGGGCUAGGUUAGGGGUCAGGGAUCAGAGGUGAGGGUUCGCAGACACACAAACCCUCUCUCAGUGCGGCCCUGCGGUUAAACCACGUACAUAGUUUCAAUGUAUGUAUUUCCCAGAAGGCCUUUGUGAAUCAUUCAGAAUCAUUCAGACGUGUGCCAACGACACGCAGCACUGUGAGGCAGGGACAGCACCCAGCACCCUCCAUACUACUACCACUGCUACAUUUGGAUACCACUACUGCUAGUAUAUCCCAACAACACUGCUAGGCUUGUAGACAACCAAUUCUAAGCCUCCACAACCCCCCCUGGAGGCCAGUAUGGGACUGAGAUGAGUGGACAGACAGCUAGGCAGACAAAGAAAAGAGAGACGGACUGAUUCUUCAUGCAGCCCCGGGGACCCAUUUCACACCCAACCCGAGCAGCAUGUACAUACCUACAGAAUGUGUGUUUGUGUGUUCAGUUCUUUUAGACUUGCGUGUGCGUUCAUAUGCGUGUUUGUGUGAUGCAGAGACAGAGGGGGAGUGUGUGUGUUUGUGUGAUGCAGAGACAGAGGGGGAGUGUGUGUGUGUGUGUUUGUGUGUUCAGAUCUUUUAGACUUGCGUGUGCGUGCAUAUGCGUGUUUGUGUGAUGCAGAGACAGAGGGGGAGUGUGUGUGUGUGUGUGGGGGGGGGCUGCUUGAGAGAGAAUAGUAAAAAAAUAAAUCUGAGCCAUAUUCAAUGCAAUAUGAAUGAAUGAUUUUUUUGCAUUUCCCUAUUCAUGUUUACAUUACAUUAAUGUUUUAACAGUGCUUUAUGGCACCAAGGAGUGUUGAAUGUGCAAUUUCUUACCGUGCUGGUGUGUGUGUGGCUGUGUUUCUGUUGUUGUGGACACCUCAAAGGGGUAGGUUUAGUUUGGUUGACUUUAUAUGAUUUAAACACUAAAACUACUGUUAGGUAUUGUAAAAACAGCUGUAAUGUGUUAAGAUGACUGUUCUGAAAACCAAGACAGAUGUAAUUUAGUACUUGACCUUGUUUUAUUUAUUCAGCGUCUACCAGUGGUCGAAUAUGACCUGGGAAAUUGAACUGUUUUUAUGUUGUUCUGCCUCCCUCCAUCCCCCACUACCCUGCCUGGAUGUGCUUAGCGCCAUAAACCAUAGAGAUAGACUGAGGAAUCGAAAUGAAUAUAACCCGUUUUAGCAUGGACAUUUCCAUUACGUUUUCAACCAUUUUCUUUUAGUCAACUGGGUGGGGAUUCCUAUGGUUGGGACUUUCAGCCAAUGAUCCGAGCAUUGUCUUCCACUUCUUCAAAUUGGGUUGCCUAUGGUUUGCAAAUGGCUUUAAGAUAUAUUACUGCCAUCUAGUGGCCACAAUAAAUAAACGACACACAAGAUUUUGUUCAGGAUUCUAGAACUGCAGGUGGUGGUAAAUUACCAAUACUAGCUUUUGGCUUUUUUUCAAAUACAAAUUGAGAAGAAAAUUGACUACUCUACAAUGGAGAUGCCCAUGCAGUCACAUAUGCCAUUUUGGCACAGAUACAAAGAUGAGUCGUCUAUCUAUCUCUAUGAGACAAACAUCCAUUAUUUAUGAUUAUUGUGAAUAAAUUGGAUAUAAUUUUGUAUUAUUUUGUGUUCUUUAUUAUUCAACAUUGUUGUGCAUGCCAUUUUCCUUCCCUCCUUAGAAGUUGCUACCACAUAAUAAUGACAUCACAAACUGGCAUUAUUAUUAUUAUGUUAUUAUAAUUGUUAAGAUUUGAAUAGUUUUAUACCUAAGCAUAUGGGUAAGGUUUGAAAUGUUUAAUGGUUCUACUUUUGCUUUUGUAUUUUUCAGACCAUGGGAUUACUUGAAUGUUGUUGUUUAUUUUGUAUUCUCUAAAAGUCGUAUAGUGCUGCCUCUCUCACAACGUUUCCUGUGUUUUGAUUGGUCAUUGACGUGAUGUCACAGUGAGGUCACAGUAAUGAGGGCCUGUGAGGAGAGUCUCUUGAAGUCUCCCAACGUUCUUAGUGUCUGUGAAGAUGAAUUUGAACACUAGGGUGGUUGAAUAUCAAGGCAGCCUGCCCCUAACCCUAGGGAAUACCCUUAGAGAACAUAAUAAGAGAGAACCUAGUGGGAAUGCUGUAUAUUCAGUCUACUGAGAGACCUUAUCAGUAGUCAGUUAGUCUCCGCAGUGUGCCUGUUAGAUAACCUGUAAUUAUAAUGAUUCAGACCGGUGUCUGUGUCAAAUACUGGAGGUGUGCUUUGCUUGUCUGGUACAAUGGAACCAAGAAUAGUAGCAAAAGUGCAAACUCCACCCAACCUGCAUGCUAGUCAAGCUAAAUGAAGUGCACCUCAAGUAUUUAACGUAUCGGACCUAGGUCUGACCUUUAACCUCUUAUAACCCAGUAAUACCCAGUACUACAGGGCAUUGAUAAGGCCGGUACAGACAUGGAGAACAAUAGCUGCUGGUCAUACUGGGUACUACUACUUCUAGAUUUCUUUAGCUUCUUAUGAGUUUACACUGAUUUCCCUCAAUCCCCAUUUUCCCCCCACAGGGAUUGGUUAGUGCCAUAUUGAGUCUUUCGAUGUUACAGUAACAAAGAUGUUGCAGAUGUUACAAGGACUUUCUGAAAUAAUCGGACCUCAAACCAAAAACACUCUUCUCCCACAGAUAUCUUCCAACGGGGACUUAAAAGGUUUUCAUCCAAAAUCACUGUUGUUCAACUGUUAAAUGUUCUGCAAGUUAUUUUUGGGAAAUAAAAUGACUUUUGAGAGGCAUAGAAAGCAUGCCGGGGUGUACAAUUGUAACAUCUGAAUAAUCGUAUAAUUUUAGAAGGAGAUUAAAGUUUUCAUUGAAACA
Oncorhynchus kisutch (coho salmon) is the source of this 6686-nucleotide messenger RNA. RefSeq names its product diacylglycerol kinase iota. Gene Ontology annotation, molecular function: ATP-dependent diacylglycerol kinase activity; protein binding. Gene Ontology annotation, cellular component: glutamatergic synapse; plasma membrane. Bases 378 to 3440 code for a protein of 1020 amino acids. The record is from RefSeq and is a predicted model, not a curated record. Gene Ontology annotation, biological process: phospholipase C-activating G protein-coupled receptor signaling pathway. Lineage: Eukaryota; Metazoa; Chordata; Actinopteri; Salmoniformes; Salmonidae. The transcript is spliced from 32 exons.